GAAAAAACUUCAAUCCAUGAAUUCUCCACCUUUCAUAGUGACAAGGAUUGUUGUUCAUGAAGAGUUUAGAUGUUCACAGAGAAAGAAGGAAGUAUACUAAGUACCUCAAGACGCGAAAGAUGCCCUCUGUCGCAGCCAAGAGGAAGCGCAUGAAUCGUUCCCGGAAACGGAGAUGCGACAACGAGGAGAAGGCGAUCCCUCGUGAACCCCGUGAUGCCUCCCCUGUCAUCGAAAAGAAGAAGUCUGAUGCCAAAAAGGCACAGAGCAACUCCAAUAACCAAGGCCGCAUCUCAUGGGCUGACGAUGAGAAUUUAUCUUCUAGUCCUGCCACGAGCAAUGUGACUAUGAAGAGUGGAAGUGACGAUCGAGGUAAUUUCCGAUAUCGUGUAAUACGCUCUCCACGAAUACGAGAAUUUACCCCUUCUACAUCUUUUCCCUUAAAUCGUUACUGCACUAUUAUCUUUACUAACGGAAAUCGGGUAAGGUUUCAAACGAAAGUAACAAGUGAGUCUGGGGUUCCUACUCCUUGUGAUACCAUGAUGAAACCUGAAGGUGAUGAUGUUUCCUUGCCAUCUAGUUGGAUUUCAAUAUCUCCAAGUCUUCCUUCCAGGGUGUAUAAGUUCCUGAUGAGAUCGCCUACCUUUAAGAAAGUAUGUCGUAAACUAUACUUCACCCCACCUGACCAUAUACACACAGGUGACGAGGAAAUCAUCAUCGAAGAGAGCCAAGGCUCCAAAGGUUCUACGAAGGAUAGGAACGACUCCAAGGAGUCACGAGGACGUCAUCUUGAACUUCGCGAAACAAGUGGACGACCGAGUUCCAAACGAAGCAGUGCUUCAAAGGAAAGUGAUGACGAUUCAGCGAGUGGUAGUGCUGGUGCUGACUAUAAUAGCGC
This is a messenger RNA of Amoebophrya sp. A25, 895 nucleotides long. The record is from the annotation of a GenBank genome assembly. NCBI's taxonomy places the organism in Eukaryota, Dinophyceae, Syndiniales, Amoebophryaceae.